AAACACGCUCGUUCUAAUUGGCGCGUGGUUUCUUCUCUACCAUUUCCCCCAAAAACUAAAGCACCAAGAAAAGCAACACCCUCUCCUUCACGGUUUUUCAACCCCGCCAUGGCUACUCUAGACUCCGAUGUCCCCAUGGUACCCGUCGGCGAGUCUUCCAACAGCUCCGCCGCUUCCUCUUCCACUAAGAAACCCAAGCGUUUCGAGAUCAAAAAGUGGAGCGCCGUUGCCCUUUGGGCUUGGGAUAUUGUUGUGGAUAAUUGUGCAAUUUGUAGGAAUCACAUCAUGGAUCUCUGUAUCGAAUGCCAAGCAAACCAAGCCAGCGCCACCAGUGAGGAAUGCACUGUUGCUUGGGGGGUCUGCAACCAUGCAUUUCACUUUCACUGUAUCAGCCGAUGGUUGAAGACUCGUCAAGUGUGUCCAUUGGAUAAUAGUGAGUGGGAGUUCCAAAAGUAUGGUCACUAAAUCUUUUGGACUGUUUUAUCAGUUGAAUCCACUUACCUUUCCAAGUACGGUGUGCAAGAAGAUUUACAUAUUUUCUUCAGGUUUCUGUUGAUUCUACUGCAGCUGCUUUAAACUUUUUUUGGAAAACAUUUGGAUUUAUGAAUUAGGUAUUUGGAAUUUGCUUUGCACUGACUGUAAUCUGCUAAAAUUUUAUGUGAAUUAUUCAAAGCUUGAAUCAUCAA
Molecule: messenger RNA, 686 nt
Organism: Gossypium raimondii (Peruvian cotton)
Lineage: Eukaryota; Viridiplantae; Streptophyta; Magnoliopsida; Malvales; Malvaceae
Product: RING-box protein 1a
Exons: 5
Coding region: 109-465 (118 amino acids)
Biological process (GO): ubiquitin-dependent protein catabolic process; protein ubiquitination
Cellular component (GO): cullin-RING ubiquitin ligase complex; nucleus
Molecular function (GO): cullin family protein binding; zinc ion binding; ubiquitin protein ligase activity
Source: RefSeq, a predicted model, not a curated record